Molecule: messenger RNA, 417 nt
Organism: Phaeoacremonium minimum UCRPA7
Lineage: Eukaryota; Fungi; Ascomycota; Sordariomycetes; Togniniales; Togniniaceae
Product: putative glyoxalase bleomycin resistance protein dioxygenase protein
Exons: 2
Coding region: 1-417 (138 amino acids)
Source: RefSeq, a predicted model, not a curated record
AUGAUCGACCACACCGGAAUCUGGGUCCCCGCGGCCAAGCACGCCGACACGGUCGACUUCUACAUCAAGGCCCUCGCCCCGCUCGGCUACGAGAAGCGCAUCUCCCACGCAAACAACCAGGCCGUCGGGUUCGGCGACGCCGCAUCGCGCGCCGACUGGUGGGUCAACUCGACCGGCCUGAUGGGCCUGCCCGCCGAGUCGACCCCCGCGCCGCUCAACACCCACCACGCAAUGAGCGCCAAAGAUCGUGCUACGGUGGACGCCUUCUACAAGGCCGCCCUGGCGGCUGGCGGCAGGGACAAUGGUGCGCCUGGGCUGCGGCCGCAUUAUCAUGCCAAUUACUACGCUGCGUUUGUGUAUGAUCCAGCUGGGAACAACAUUGAGGUUGUCUGCCACAACCCGGAGAUCCUUACUUAG